AUGGCGGCGAGAGGCCAUGUGCAAGACCCAAACGAUAGACGGCUCCGACCUAUUUACGAUUAUCUUGACAAUGGCAAUAACAAAAUGGCAAUUCAGCAAGCAGACAAACUGCUUAAAAAGCACAAAGAACUACAUUGUGCGAAGGUUCUCAAAGCUAUUGGACUGCAAAGAACUGGGAAGCAAGAUGAAGCUUUCACUCUUGCCCAGGAAGUAGCCAGUCUUGAACCCACUGAUGAUAACUCACUUCAGGCGCUGACUAUCUUGUACAGGGAGAUGCACCGACCGGAAUUGGUGACUAAGUUGUAUGAAGCGGCAGUAAAGAAAGUUCCUCUUAGUGAGGAGUAUCAUUCCCACCUCUUCAUGGCGUAUGCAAGAGUUGGAGAGUAUAAAAAGAUGCAGCAGGCAGGGAUGGCCUUAUAUAAAAUUGUACCUAAAAAUCCAUAUUACUUUUGGUCUGUCAUGAGUUUAGUUAUGCAGGCCAUAUCAGCUGAGGAUGAGAAAUUGGCUUUGACCAUGUUCUUGCCUCUCGCUGAACGCAUGGUUGAGAAAAUGGUCAAAGAGGAGAAGAUUGAAGCAGAAGCAGAGGUCCAGUUGUAUUAUAUGAUUCUGGAACGGUUGGGAAAGUAUGAAGAGGCGCUUAAAGUUAUUAAAGGGCCACUUGGAGAAAAACUCACAAGUGAAUUUCAGAGUCGAGAGAAUAAGUGCAUGGUGCUGUAUCAGCGACUGCAGCGUUGGCCUGAGUGCAAUGCCCUAGCACAUAAGCUGUUACUCAAAAAUCCUGAUGAAUGGCAAUAUUAUGGCUUUUACUUCAACUCUCUCUUCCACAUAUUGGACCAGUCAUGGCAUCCACCUGAGGAAGGAGAACACUGCUCCGAGGGCCAUGUGCAUCUCUCUGUAGGUGAAGUGGCAAAGUUUAUUGAGGAAAGAAUCGAAGCCGAGAGCCACAAAGACUCCCGUGCUCUGAGAGGCCCCUAUUUGGCUCGUCUAGAGUUGCUGCACCGACUACGAGAGCGAGGAUCUUCAGAUGAAAGUCUGCUUGGCAAUCCAUUAGAAUUGAUGGUGCAGUUUUUUGCCAAGUUUGGGGAUAAACCUUGUUGCAUCACAGAUUUGAAAAUAUAUUUGCAUCUUUUACCUUCAGAACAACAUGUACAGUUUAUCAAUUUCUUGAGUGAAGCUGUUCCUUUAGCGGAGCCUGGUGAAGGGUAUGCAUUUCCAGCGGAUACCAAAGCUCUUCAGAGGCAUCUGUGUCUUUGCCAGUUAACCCGUGCCCUUGGACUGCAUCACUCUCUUGAUGUGGACGGGAAACUGAAGCUUAUCUCGGAGCUGAAAGCCCGGUAUCAUCAUGGACUUGUAUUUGGCAAAAAUGCUCUAAAGACAGAACUGCAGUUAUCUGAUAUGUAUUGUCUAAUGGCAGCUCAUGUAUACAUAGAUCUAUGGAUUGAAACCGAGGAUGAGACCAUGGUGUGGCGCUGUUUUGGACUUCUUCAUGAAGGCCUGUCUCACAGUUCUGCUAAUGCACAAUUUAAGUUACUGCUGCUGCUCCUUUACUGUCGCUUGGGUGCUUUUGAACCUGUUGUAGACCUAUACUCCAGCCUGGAUGCCAAACAUGUACAGCAUGACACUAUAGGGUAUCUGUUGACACGCUAUGCUGAGACUUUGGGUCAGUUUGCUGCUGCCUCUCAAGCCUAUAACUUCUCCCUCAGGUUUUUCCAUUCUAACCAGAAAGAUACCUCAGAAUACAUCAUCCAGGCGUACAAGUAUGGAGCUUUUGAGAAGAUCCCAGAGUUCAUCGCUCUCAGGAAUAGGUUAAACCAAUCGCUGCACUUUGCUCAGAUCCGAACUGAGAGGAUGUUGCUUGAUCUAAUCCUAGAGGCUGACAUUUUGCUAAGCCUUGAAGAUAGUGUGAAGGCAAUGUCAUUGACUGCAGAAAACGAUGAUAUCCCAUGGAAUAAUAUAAGAGACAACAGGGACCUCACAGUUUUCACCUGCUGGGACCCUAAGGACAGACAAUUCAGCGACGAGAACCAUCACCAGUCGCUGGAGGAAGAGCUUGUUUGGCUAAAGAUGCGCUCCUUGACCCUCCGCCUUGUAGCCUCUUUAGCAGCCCUUGGACACCCACCUUCCACACACAACUCUGCACUGACGAGCGAGAAUGGUAUUGGGGACAAAACCUCAACCAUGGAAGCCCUGCUGUCCCGAUUCAACCAGACACUACAGUCAGCUACUCAGUUGGCAGAAAAACGCAUACAAUAUCCGCUGCUGGGGCCUCCAUCCACUCGGCUGACUGCUGCGCUGUCUAGUGGGAGCUGCCAGUGCCAGUCAGCUGCUCUCCAGCUCGCAGUUCAAUUACAGGAACUGGAGUUGGCUGGACUCGAUGAAUCCGAAGAGCUUCAAGCACAGAUUUGUAAUUGUUUCCAGUCCCUAAAAUUUCAACUUCAAGAAAUGCUAAAUAAAUGUAAGGGUGAAUUGUUGGAGACUAAAAUGAGCACAUUAAAAACCGUACCAUCCCUAAUGGAGAAUUUAGUUUUCUUCGUUGAGACCAUUAGCAUUAUGUUGUGGGUGGCAAGCUACUGUGCAAGGAUUCUACGACCUCUAAAGACUAGUCUGCAGAAAAAGAAAAAGAAGAAAAAGGAUGUCAGCACUGCUCUGCCCGCAGUGGUGUGUGGAUUCCAGGAGCUGACGGGGAGCUUACUGGAUUUACUUACCCAGGCUUCAGAGCAUGUGAAAGAACAGGAAUUAAACAUUACGUCCCUUAAACUUUCCAGUUUGACCUUGGACGGAUACUCACAGGAGGAAUCAUCGUUUACACAGUCUGCUAUGGACAAAGUGCAAAGUAGUUAUCUUCACUCACUCCAAGAAGUGGGAGAUUUGCUCAAAAAGAGGGCAGAAACUAUAAAAAAUCUUAAGGUCUGA
This is a messenger RNA of Knipowitschia caucasica, 2913 nucleotides long. The record is from the annotation of a GenBank genome assembly. Lineage: Eukaryota; Metazoa; Chordata; Actinopteri; Gobiiformes; Gobiidae.